Molecule: messenger RNA, 581 nt
Organism: Astyanax mexicanus (Mexican tetra)
Lineage: Eukaryota; Metazoa; Chordata; Actinopteri; Characiformes; Acestrorhamphidae
Gene: apela
Product: apelin receptor early endogenous ligand
Exons: 3
Coding region: 7-174 (55 amino acids)
Biological process (GO): heart development; apelin receptor signaling pathway
Molecular function (GO): apelin receptor binding
Source: RefSeq, a predicted model, not a curated record
AGAGCCAUGAAGGUCCUACAGCCGCUCUACCUGCUGCUGCUGCUACUGGUUGUAGUUGCGAUGGUAACCAGCGCUCUGAAACCAGAUUUUCUGAAUUUGAGGCGAAAGUACCGGAGACAUCACUGCCCACACAAGCGCUGCCUCCCCCUACACUCCAGAGUACCCUUCCCCUGAGCUGGAUGAGCACAGAUAGCUAAACGUCCAAAGACUGGCAGACCGGAGAAGAAGCACAACCUCAAUAUAACCGAGGGUCAGAGCUGUCACAAUCAAUCAGCACGGCAUCGACCAAUCACCAAAGAUCUUCUCACACAGGCUGAUUUCCUGUGCCAAUGGCUGCCGCUUCCUGCGCCGCACAAUGUGAAACGGAAGACACAGAAGUGUACGGGUCAAGAACCCGAGCUAAGAGCUGAUAAAGGACUGAUUUACAGCCUGCAGUUUCAGCUGCCACAGUGCUAACGAGCAAUAUCAAUCUAAUGUAAAUAGCAUAGACCAAGCGAAAUGUGUUUAUACGUAAGUUAUGCACUUCAAAAUGUUUUUAUUUUAUUCAUGUUAAAUAAAAAGUAUUCUUUUUGAGAAAAAAA